Mytilus californianus (California mussel) is the source of this 1626-nucleotide messenger RNA. Its product is annotated as 4-hydroxy-2-oxoglutarate aldolase, mitochondrial-like. Gene Ontology annotation, biological process: N-acetylneuraminate catabolic process. The record is from RefSeq and is a predicted model, not a curated record. Gene Ontology annotation, molecular function: 4-hydroxy-tetrahydrodipicolinate synthase activity; N-acetylneuraminate lyase activity. Bases 88 to 1074 code for a protein of 328 amino acids. The transcript has 7 exons. NCBI's taxonomy places the organism in Eukaryota, Metazoa, Mollusca, Bivalvia, Mytilida, Mytilidae.
GGAGGUAACCACGUGUUUCUGUUUUGACAGUUGACCGAACAGGUGAUAUGGUUUAGAGUUACAUUUAUCAGGUGAAAUUGAAUUAAAAUGUCGCACAUUUUAAGGAGGGCGAUACACUUGACACACAAAUCAUCAUUUAAAAGAGGAACACGACUUAAUUUUGCUUUUAGGUGCGUGUCAACACUUGACAUUAGUGGUGUAUAUCCUCCAAUUGCAACUCCUUUCAAUUCAGAUGAAUCGAUUGCAUACGACAAACUAGAGAGGAACUUGCAGCAAUGGAACACGAUUCCUUUCAAAGGAUAUGUGGUGCAGGGGUCAAAUGGAGAAUAUGCAUACCUGACCCCAGAGGAAAGAGUAGAAUUGAUGAAGAAAGUUGUUCAGUGGGUAGGAGACAAAAAACUGAUCAUUGCAGGUUCAGGAUGUGAAUCAACAAGAGAUACGAUAUCUAUGACACAGAAGAUGGCAGAUGUUGGAGCUCAGGCAGCCUUAGUUGUUACACCAUGUUAUUAUAAAGGAGGCAUGAAUAAUACAGCUCUUAUUAACCAUUACACAAAAGUAGCAGAUACCAGUCCAAUACCAGUUAUAUUGUACAGUGUGCCAGGAAACACAGCGAUAGACUUGGCCCCAGAAGUUAUCAUUAAAUUAUCAGAGCAUAAAAACAUUAUUGGAUUAAAAGACAGUGGAGGAGAUAUAGGUAAAUUAGGGUCAUUAGUGUUUGCUACACAGAAGAAUGAUUUCCAGAUAUUAGCAGGAUCAGCCAGUUUCUUGUUUCCAGCUUAUGCAGUCGGUUGUGUAGGUGGAGUGUUAGGUUUAGCUAAUGUCCUAGGAAAAGCUUGUUGUGACGUAGAACAGUUGUAUAAAGAUGGUAAAAUGGAGGAGGCUAAACAACUACAGCACAGACUCAUAGCACCUAACAUGGCUGUUACCAAAAGAUUUGGAGUUCCAGGGUUAAAGGUUGCUAUGGAAUGGUUUGGUUACUAUGGAGGUCCCACAAGGUCACCUUUACAACCAAUAGGACAAUCAGACAUUGACAUAAUAAGAAAUGUUUUCAAAACAAAUGGAUUUUUAGACUGAUUUAAAUAUUUUUAUAGCAUUAUAAAUAUAAAGGAAACUAUAUUUCAAUAUGGGUGAUAAAUAUGAUUGCAUUUACUGUUAAAUGGUGAUUAUGAUUGCAUUUGCUGGCAGAAGGUGAUUAUUCUGAUUGCAUUUAUACUGUCAAAUGGUGGCUAACAUGUUUGUAUUUUACUGUUAUAUAGUGAUUAUGUUAGAAGAUGAUAAAAGUGAUUGCAUUUACUGUUAGGUGAUUAUCGUGAUUGCAUUUACUGUUAGAAGGUGAUUAUUCUGAUUGCAUUUACCGUCAAAUGGUGAUUAUCAUGAUUGCAUUUGCACUUACGAAGAAAUGAUUGUCUUUAAUGGAAUAUGAUUGCAUUUACUGUAAACAGAAAAAAAUAUGGAAGUGGUAUUUUAUCAGAUAUUCUGCAAGUCCAUACAGAACCAGUUAUAGAUAUCUAAUCCAGAAAUGUUGAAUACAUUUCCCCCUUAUUUAUGAAUACUGAGGUUACAGAAUAUGUAUUUAUAUUUGAUACUAAACUAUAAAAGAUUUCAUAAUAAAUUUAUCAAAUUAUA